UUUGCAGCGGCUACAGAGGCGAGGAUUGCGCAGGAGACCGUUGGUUUUUGGAUCCGGAGCCUGGGCCGAGCUGGAGCCAUGGUGCAGGUCUACAACUUGCACCCGUUCGGGUCGCAGCAAGUCGUUCCUCUGAAGCAGGAACCGGCGCUCUUCUGCUGCGGGCGCGACGUACUCCUGGUGGCCUGCGGCUCCGGCGCCUGCAAGGUGGAAGUGUUUGCGGAACUCUGCGAGCCGCUCGGCUCCUUCAGUACCCUGGGCCGAGUGCUGUCCAUGGCGUACGGCAAAGUGGGAGAUUAUGUGGCCACUAUUGAGGAGAAACACAGCACCCUCUUCUUCCGAGUUUAUGUUAACUGGAGAUGCAUAUCCUCUGGCAGCUCACGUGUUUGUGUGCGGAUGCAAGGCCAUAACCCAGAAGCUUCCUACACUGAAACAUCUAAAGAACAAAUGUCAAUCAUAGAAAUUCCUCUUUCUGAUCCUCCCACAUGUUUCUCCUGUUGCCCUUUAUCAGGAGACCUACUGGUUGGCUGCAAGAAUAAGUUGAUAUUAUUCCACUUGAAGCAUUUAUUUGUGAGUGAGGAUGUAAAAGUGCUUGACUUUGAACGUUCCUUAAUUUUGCACAUGGAGAAGUUCACCCCAAUAGAAGUUGCAUUUUGUGCAGGGUAUGUUGCUGUCACAGCAGAACUGGAAGUCCUUGUCUUCAAGCUACUAACUGGGGAGAAAGUAACUUUGGCUGGUAAUAGCAAACAGCAUGUCUGUGAAUCUGUAGAACCUGAAAUACCCAUUAAUGAAGGUAUAACACAGGAAGUUGAUCAAACUCAAUCAGAAACAGAUGGGUUUGUUUUCUGUCAGCAGCCUAUGGAACUUCUUGGAGCAGAAAGUAGCAAGUGUGAGAUAUCUGUUAUUUUGGAGUCAAUUAGCUUAACUGGUGAAGAUUUAAAUAUUCAAGUGGAAUAUGUCCUGUACAGGCGUUUUGCUCUUGAUGUGUCCUUAUUUCCUUUUUCUGUUGAAGAUGCCAAACUGCACUCUCUUCAGCUGCUUCCAAUACAUGAAUCAGGGACUUCUGUCACGGCUAAGGAAGGAGAUACAACUAAACAAGAAUUCCUGAGUUUGUUUUGCUUUUUCUCUUUACCACAUGUGGCAUACCUAUACACAGUCAAUAACUUAGUGAAACUUAUUUCUACCUACCAGUAUUCAGAAAGAUCCCAGCAAGCAGUUCUUACACCCCAGUUCCUGCAUGUCAUUACAAGCAACAACCUGCAGUGCUUUACAGUGAGAUGCAGUGCAGUAGCCGCUCGGAAUCAAGACCCCUACAUUGAUACAACAUUAAAGGCUUGUCCCCCUGUGUCUCUUGAUGUUUGUACCUUGAGGAUGCAGCUUUUUAUAGGACUGAAAGCCAUCUCUCACUUCAAACACCAUAUAAUCAUUUUGACAAAAGCAGAUUCUGAGGACUUUCUCGAGAAAAAAACACUUAAACGAAGACUCCUUUACCGAAAGGCUGAUAACAUCAAACCCAAGGUUCCCCCAGAAUCUGAACCUGGUUGGAAUUUGUACAUUGUGAACACAACUUCAACUCUCCAACUCUACAGAGAAAUGGUAGAAUACAGCAAGACCUAUGAAAAUGUAAGAACAGAAAGUUGUAUUCAUCUCCUAAGUGAGGCUCAUUUGCUAGUCAGAACAGCUUUAAUGGAUCCUACUUUGAAAGACUUGGAAGAGGAGAAGGAACCUCUACUAGCAGCAUUUCAUGAGAGUUGUGCUCUUCUUGGAGACUGCUACAGCAGGUUUGACACUAAAGACUUUCAUCUUGCACUCCCUUACUAUAAAAUGUCCAGCCUUUCUAUAUCUGACAUUCUGAAGCGAGUAACAUUUGAAGAUAAAACACAGAAAUAUGAAAAAGGUUUUAUAUUCUACUUGCAGCACUCCUUGUAUGAAGACAUAGAUGAAAAGCUAAAUGAAGAUAUGGCUGCAAAAGUGCUUCAGAUAUUCCAUUGUGCUGAGCCAAACCAGAUACCCCACAUCCUCUGCAGUCCUUGCAUGAAAAAUGUGUGCCCUGAAAUGGCAAUGGAAUAUCUGGAGUUGAUAGAAAAGAUUGCGCCAUCUGUUCUGGUGACAUUGGCCAAGGCUUCAAUGGCUCUGAAAAAAGAGGAUCGGGACAGAUGUAAAAAGGAGCUGGACAGCCAAGCAGAGAUGAAAUUAGUAUGUGGUUUUAUUCGGGAGCCAAGACUUCUAAAACAGCACAUUAAAGGACAGAUGUUCCCAACUGAACUUGCUUUGUACCUCAAAGAGACCAGACCUGGAUUUCUUCUAGCUUCGUUAUUGGCUUUACAUGAGAAUAAUAAAAUAGAACUGGAAGAAGCAGGCUCUUAUAUCAAGAUGCUGAGUGGUAAAAAUGAAGAUGCUGUUCCCCAACUCUUGGUAGACUUCUGGGAAGCUUUGCUUGUAGCAUGUACUCAGGAAGAGGUUGCACAGAAGUUGCAUUUUAAACUUGCUACACAGUAUAUUUGGAGACUGUCCAGAAAAGAGCUUCCUGACACUGAGCCUCUAAAAACCACUGAAGAUUUGAUAAAUUCCUGCAGUGAUUAUGGACUUAUAUUUUCUUGGAUUAUAUUCAUGAUGUCAUUAGUACCUCUUCCUGAUUGGAAUUCAUGUGAUGACCUUUCAAAAUUACAAUCUCUCUUAUGCAGUCCAUCCUUCAGAAUAUCCUCCAUUCUCCCAUUUGUGAAGAAUAUUCCAGAAGAUUCUAUUCCUGGUCUGAGCAUACAUGUUCUUUGUGAUACAUGUUUAGGACAGCAUGAAGCAGCUAUUGACAAACUUCUGGAUAGAUGCCCUGAAGCUGUCAUACCUUAUGCCCAGCAUGAGCUAAGGGAUGAACAUCAGGCUUUAUGGUGGAACAAACUUCUUCCUGAACUCUGUAAACGAACCAGACAUGUUGGUGAAAACUACCCUGUAUUUCUGUCAUCACUGCAAGAAGCAUUAUCAGUCAUUGCCACAGCACUGGAAUUGAGAGACUUCCUUAAUGUUUUACCUGAAGAUGGGAAUGCAGCAUUCUUCUUGCCCCACUUGCUUCAGUGCAGCAGGAGAUUGGUGACUUAAAUAUAAGGAGAAGCAUCUGCUAUCUUGUAUUGGUCUUAUGGGGUGCGAAGUUACUCAAAUGAACAAAACUUCAUGAUGCAACUAUUAAUGUAACACUUUAAAUGCUGGAUACUCCAGGCAUAUUCCCAUGUACCUGAGAAAAGUAGGGUUUGAUGGACCUCUAAAUAUUGUCCUUUGAUCUGUGGUAGCAGUACAGUACAGAUAAACUGGUUAUUCUCAGCCUUGGCAAUAUGGAGAUGUCUGGACUUCAACUCCCAGAGUUUAGAAACAGAGCUCAGAAACACUGAGCUAAACAGAUAGGGGAGAUGUUGGUUAUAUGCACCCGCCACCCCUAGCCUCUUCUAUUUAAAACUUUGAAGCUUCCCAAAGAGCGCUGCAAAAAAGCAGCAAUGACUCAGAUUAUUUUGGUGAGAGAUGAAAUAGAAUUAGUGCAUUAAGCCUAUAUAAAAGUAAAUCGUGCCCCUCAAACACGUGAUAACUGGGCCAAAACCUUCUUCCCUAUUUCCCCCCUAUCUUAACACAUUAUCCUUGCUGCUUGGGAUAGGUUUUAGAAAGGUUCCAUCAGUCUAAACUGCUGGUGGUACAUGUGAGCUGACUAGAAAUCACAAAGUUGUGAAGGGGCCCUUCUGAGUAAAUAUUUAGUGUGAUUGUCCUUCAGGACUUUUCCCUAAAGAUCAGUCAUAAUGUGAGAUGUUUUAACUUAUUCAAUAGAAAUAUUUGUUUCUUACAGCUGCUAGGGCAGAGAAAAGAACAAUUUCAUAAGAAUUCUAAGAAGAGCCAGAAGUUUCAGUAGAUUGGCUCCCAUGCAGACUAUUUGAGUUGCAAACAAUGAGUUUCUUCAAGUUUUAUAAAACUGAAUUAGAUUAGAAACCAGGUUAUGGAGGCAAUUUAUAAAGUUGGCCUAGCAAGUAUCACAAAGUCCCAACAUUAUCCAUGACAAAGGUUGCCACUUCUUCUGCCUUUAAUUUUUCCCAUCUCUGCAGUGGUAAUAUGAUCUCAUUUUCUUAUAUUCAUAUUAACUUUUGAAGAACCUUUCAAGGCUAAUUUAAUUAUUUUAAUAGAAGACAUUUAAAAAUGCUAACAGAGAAGUUGUGGAAUUA
Messenger RNA from Ahaetulla prasina, 4190 nucleotides. It is a transcript of the gene HPS3, whose product is annotated as HPS3 biogenesis of lysosomal organelles complex 2 subunit 1. NCBI's taxonomy places the organism in Eukaryota, Metazoa, Chordata, Lepidosauria, Squamata, Colubridae. The transcript has 17 exons. Gene Ontology annotation, biological process: organelle organization. Gene Ontology annotation, cellular component: cytoplasm. The record is from RefSeq and is a predicted model, not a curated record. The coding region runs from base 79 to 3090 and encodes 1003 amino acids.